AUGAACCCGGCAGGCGUACAGCCUUACUGUAAUCCUAUCACCUCACUUCCAGUCGAUACUUCCAUCCCCAUCCCGCUCAAGUCGCUGAAAGAUCGCACGCUUGUCAUAACUGGCGGAGCCUCUGGGAUCGGAGCGUCUAUUGCGGUGAAGGUCGCCGAGAAUGGCGGCAAUGUCAUUAUCGGUGAUGUCAAUACGACCCUUGGACAAGAACUCGUUGCAUACAUUCGGAGGACAACCAAGUCGGACAACCACCAUUGCCUUCACCUCGAUGUGACCUUAUGGCAGUCCCAAGUGUCCUUCUUUGCAGAGGCUGUGUCCCUCUCACCCCACGGUGGCCUCGAUUGUAUCAUAGCAAAUGCGGGCAUAGCAAAUUUGACAGAACAGAAAGCCUUUGAAGAGCCGAUUCACCCUUCGCUGCUUGACACCACCAAGGCCCCACCGUACAGGACCUUCAGUGUCAAUGCUCUUGGUGUCCUCUACACCACCGACAUUGCCUUAUCUUAUCUGAAGCACAAUCCGGGAUCGUCUAAAUGCGAACUCACCGCGAGCGACGGUCCUCGUGACCGCCAUCUUCUCCUCGUGAGCUCUAUUGCUGGUGUGGCGGCCGUUCCAACUCAGAGUAUCUACGCAGCAGCAAAACAUGCUGUUGUCGGGCUUUUCCGCGCCCUUCGCGUCACGGCGCCCAUCACUGCUGGUGUUCGGGUGAACAUGAUAAACCCUUACUUCACGGAUACGCCUAUCCUGGGUCCGGAAGGCCCGCUCGUUAUGGCUGGCGCUGCCAUGGCAAGGAUAGACGAUGUGACGAACGCGGCGGUGCGGCUUAUAGCGGACAGGAGCAUCGUCGGAAGAGCGUUACUGAUUGGGAGCAGGGCCACGAAAGCAGAAGUCGAGGCUGCAGGCGUGGACUGGGUUGAGAACGAUCAGUAUGGAAAUGCCGUUCGGGAUAUCAUGGGAGAUGACUGGAAGCAGACGGAUGUGUUCGUGAGACGGUUGAUCGGUGUAACGAAUCUGGUCAGUGCAGGCAAAGGAUGGGUUGGCCUUGUAGCGGACAUCAUUGCAUUCUUUGUACAUGGUAUGUUCAAGCUAAUGGGCAGGUGA
Messenger RNA from Cyphellophora europaea CBS 101466, 1098 nucleotides. RefSeq lists its product as uncharacterized. The record is from RefSeq and is a predicted model, not a curated record. Bases 1 to 1098 code for a protein of 365 amino acids. Lineage: Eukaryota; Fungi; Ascomycota; Eurotiomycetes; Chaetothyriales; Cyphellophoraceae. The transcript has a single exon. Gene Ontology annotation, molecular function: oxidoreductase activity.